Molecule: messenger RNA, 921 nt
Organism: Arabis nemorensis
Lineage: Eukaryota; Viridiplantae; Streptophyta; Magnoliopsida; Brassicales; Brassicaceae
Source: the annotation of a GenBank genome assembly
AUGGCUGCAUCUUUAGCCUCUCUUUCCUCCUCCGCUCAAGCCGGAACACGGCAACUGUUCAACCGCCAUGGCAGUCACCGCCUUCCUCCUUCAAACCUCCUCCUCCCUUCCUCUAUCGGAAAACAUAUGAUCACGAGACGAAGGUCUCUGAGGAAAAUUUCUGCCCUCGAGACCUCUGACGGCGCCGUUAACGUGGAGGUAGAAGAAGGAGAAGAAGCGUGUGAGCUGGUUAACGGUACAGAACUGUCAAUUGACGGCGUCGAAGCUUACCUUUUAACGGCGGUAAAGAACAACAACGGAACUGGAUUGCUUCUACUCUCUGAUAUCUUCGGCUUUCAAGAUUCCUCUACUCGCGAUUUCGCUUACCGAGUCGCUUGCAAUGGCUACAAUGUUCUUGUCCCGGACCUGUUCCGAGGAGAUCCAUGGUCGAAAAACCGACCAGAGUCCGAAUUCGAGGAAUGGAGAAGAGGACAAGACCCAGACCGGAUCCGACAAGAGACAACAGCUUUGACGAAAUGGAUGGUCGAGGAAUUUGCAGCGGCUGGGAUGUCGAUGAAGCUAGGAGUGAUGGGAUUCUGCUUCGGUGGUGGACGCGUGGUUGACGUGUUAGCCGCCGACAAGAACGGUUACUUCAGCACCGGUGUCUCUUUCUACGGCACGAGAAUAGACUCUGCAGUGGCCGGAGAUGUGAAAGUCCCUGUCUUGUUCAUUACCGGAGACAAAGACCCGCUUUGCCAAGUGGAUGGUUUGCACGAGAUUGAGGAGAAGAUUGGUGAAGGUUCAAAGGUUGUGGUGUUUGAAGGAAGAGGCCACGGCUUUGUUCACCGGCCAGAGACGCCGGAAGACGAUAGAGAUGCGGAUGAGGCGUUCGCACUCAUGAGGAAUUGGUUACAUCAUCAUUUGAUGAAUGGGAAUCAAUGA